Molecule: messenger RNA, 1355 nt
Organism: Populus euphratica (Euphrates poplar)
Lineage: Eukaryota; Viridiplantae; Streptophyta; Magnoliopsida; Malpighiales; Salicaceae
Gene: EXPA10
Product: expansin A10
Exons: 4
Coding region: 17-772 (251 amino acids)
Biological process (GO): plant-type cell wall organization
Cellular component (GO): extracellular region
Source: RefSeq, a predicted model, not a curated record
AAGGUUUUAUCUUUUCAUGAAAAUGGCUCUAGCUGGAAUUUUCUUGGUGGGUCUCCUUGCAAUGGUUUCAUCUGUUAAUGGUUAUGGUGGUGGAGGGGGGAUAAAUCCCCGUGCAACCUUCUAUGGAGGUGGUGAUGCUUCUGGCACAAUGGGUGGGGCUUGCGGUUACGGGAACUUGUACAGCCAGGGGUAUGGUACAAAUACUGCAGCUUUGAGCACAGCUCUGUUCAAUAGCGGGUUGAGUUGUGGAUCUUGCUAUGAGAUUAGGUGCGUGAAUGACCCCAAAUGGUGCUUGCCUGGCUCCAUUUUGGUCACAGCCACCAAUUUCUGCCCUCCAAACAAUGCCCUGCCUAACAAUGCAGGGGGAUGGUGUAACCCUCCUCAACAGCACUUUGAUCUCUCUCAGCCUGUCUUCCAACACAUUGCUCGAUACAGUGCUGGAAUUGUACCUGUGUCCUACAGAAGGGUACCCUGCAGAAGGAGAGGAGGCAUAAGAUUCACAAUCAAUGGUCACUCCUACUUCAAUCUAGUCCUGAUAACCAACGUUGGCGGUGCUGGUGACGUGCAUGCUGUGUCCGUCAAGGGGUCUAGGACUGGAUGGCAACCAAUGUCAAGGAACUGGGGGCAAAACUGGCAAAGCAACAAUUAUCUUAACGGACAAAGUCUUUCAUUCAAGGUCACCACCAGUGAUGGCCGUACUGUGGUCUCCAACAAUGUUGCUCCCUCUAGCUGGUCCUUUGGGCAGACCUUCUCUGGUGCCCAGUUCCACUAGGGACCGACUCUGCGUGCCUUCUGUUCUUUCAGCAUGUUAGGUCUAUAUUUAUUUAGUACUUAUUAUUAGAAGUAAUAUUAGUAUGAUUUUAUUAGUGCUAAUAUAUACUUGUAUCUCGAUUGGAAGUCUGUAUUAGGUUCUCUUUGGUCAGGAUGAGAAGGGCUUAUUUUAAUUGGCACUCUCAUUUUGAACUUAUUGAGUCACUCAGGAGUGUCCUAUUCAAGGGACACUCCUUACUAGUCUCUCUUUACUAGUCUUGGGGCUUUUCCUUUUUUUCUUCCGCCGUUGAAAAGGGCGGAAGAUUAUGGCAGGGGGGGGGGUUUUUGGGCUUUUACCACCCGCCGCUAGUAUUUUGAGUAGUUUUGCUCUUCUUUAUUUCGCUCCCCCGCAGCUUUCAAGGGAUUUGGGAGCUGCGGGUUAUUUUUUUUUAAUUGUUCUUGUAAGCUGACUGUGAUCAGCGCCCGCUGAAUUAUGUCCUUGGGUUUUUAUGUCUGGAAUUUAAGACUAAAGUGUAAAUUUCCAAUUUCUACUAAUGAUGAAAGUAGUGGUGGAGUGCUGUUAUUCCCGACUAUCCUUUGUUGUC